CUUCAUCUUCUCCAGCAGCCCCGCGGUGUGUGUCCUCCCCAGGCGGUGUGUGUCCUCCCCCCGCGGUGUGUGUCCUCCCCCGGCGGUGUGUGUCCUCCUCGCCAUGGGAAACUGCCUGACGGUGGGGCCGAACGAGGCGCUGGUGGUCUCCGGUGGGUGUCUGGGCUCGGAUGUGAAGACCUACAUCGUGGGCGGCUGGGCCUGGGCCUGGUGGCUGCUGUCCGACGCACAGAGGUUGAGCCUGGAGAUCAUGACCCUGAAGCCUCGCUGUGAAGACGUGGAGACGGCAGAGGGCGUGGCCAUCACCGUGACGGGGGUGGCUCAGGUGAAGGUGAUGACGGAGCAGGACCUGCUGGCCGUGGCCUGUGAGCAGUUCCUGGGGAAGUCGGUGCUGGAGAUCAAGGCGGUGCUGCUGCACACGCUGGAGGGACACCUGCGCUCCAUCCUGGGUACUCUGACGGUGGAGCAGAUCUACCGGGACCGGGACCAGUUUGCCAAGCUGGUGCGGGACGUGGCGGCUCCCGACGUGGGCCGGAUGGGCAUCGAGAUCCUCAGCUUCACCAUCAAGGACGUCUACGAUAAGCUGGACUACCUGAGCUCCCUGGGGAAGACCCAGAUCGCGGCUGUCCGGAGGGACGCCGACAUCGGCGUGGCCGAGGCAGAGAGGGAUGCUGGGAUACGGGAAGCCGAGUGCAAGAAGGAGAUGAUGGACAUGAAGUUCCAGGCCGACACCAAGAUGGCCGACUCCAAAAGAGAGCUGGAGCUGGAGAAGGCGGCGUUCAACCAGGAGAUCAACACCAAGAAAGCCGAGGCGCAGCUGGCCUACGAGCUGCAGGCGGCCAAGGAGCAGCAGAAGAUCCGGCUGGAGGAGCUGGAGAUCCAGGUGGUCCAGAGGAGGAAGGAGAUCACCGUGGAGGAGAAGGAGAUCUCCCGCACCGACAAGGAGCUGAUCGCCACGGUGAAGCGCCCGGCCGAGGCCGAGGCCUACCGCAUGCAGCAGCUGGCCGAGGGGCUCAAGAUGAAGACGGUGCUGAUCGCUCAGGCGGAGGCGGAGAAGAUCCGCAGGAUCGGCCAGGCGGAGGCGUCCUCCCUGGAGGCCGUGGGGAAGGCCGAGGCCGAGAAGAUGAGGCUGAAGGCCGAAGCCUACCAGCAGUACGGAGACGCCGCCAAGACCGCCCUGGUCCUGGAGGCCCUGCCCAAGAUCGCCUCCAAGGUGGCCGCUCCGCUGGCGAGGACCAAUGAGAUCGUGAUUCUGAGCGGGGAGGGCAGCCGAGUGACGGGAGAGGUCAACCGCCUGCUGGCCGAACUUCCUGUCUCUGUCAACGCGCUGACCGGGGUGGAUCUGUCAAAGAUGCCGCUGCUGCAGCAGAUGAAGUCGUCCUAAUCGCCAUCGGCCAAGACUCCACGUGACUCCAGUCUCUGUUAUGCACUCUCAUAGACUGCCUUUACACUUGAAGGUUCUGUUGUUUUAUAUCUAUACUCUGUAUACCAAGUGAAUUCUGGAAGCCUCUGGUGCCUUACUUUAUACAGGACCAGAACAUCUGCAUGCACUGCUGCUCAAACAUCUCUUCUUUUCUUCCUGUCGGCUCGUUCAGUGGAGCAGCUCGUCACAUUCUAUUGAAUUUAUUUAUUUCUGUUCAGUGGAGCAGCUCGUCAGACUCUAUUGAAUUUAUUUAUUUCUGUUCAGUGGAGCAGCUCGUCACAUUCUAUUGAAUUUAUUUAUUUCUGUUCAGUGGAGCAGCUCGUCAGACUCUGUUGGUUUCAUUUCUGUCUGGUGCAGCUGCAUGUUGAGACUCUAUUGAUUUUAUUUCUCUGUUCAGUAGAGCGGCUCAUCACAUUCUAUUAGUUUUAUGUCUAUGGUCCACUGAGGACCUGCUCUUCUGUCACUGUUCCACCCUGCAUGUUGGGACCUGUUCUACUGAUCCCUGUGCAUUCCGUGGGUUCCUCUGGGUUCCUCUGGGUUCCUC
Molecule: messenger RNA, 1967 nt
Organism: Salarias fasciatus (jewelled blenny)
Lineage: Eukaryota; Metazoa; Chordata; Actinopteri; Blenniiformes; Blenniidae
Product: flotillin-2-like
Exons: 11
Coding region: 104-1384 (426 amino acids)
Biological process (GO): protein localization to plasma membrane; regulation of myoblast differentiation
Cellular component (GO): plasma membrane; flotillin complex; cytoplasmic vesicle
Molecular function (GO): protease binding
Source: RefSeq, a predicted model, not a curated record